AUGCGGGCAAUGCAUCCCAUUAUCAUUGAUUGUGUCCACAGAUUAGACAACUAUUUGGAGACCAAAGCCAUGACUGGAGGAGACGUGGAGAUGAAGGAAACGAUGGGAAGCCUAACGAUCGAUGCGAUCGCUUCGUGCGCUUUCGGCACCAAAAUAGACACAUAUAAUGACCACAAGAAGACCAAUGAAUUCCUAUUAUAUUCACAAAAGUCAUUGCAUCUCAAACUGUGGAGGUGUCUGGUGUUUGGGGCCCUCUAUGCCAUAUCACCCAAACUGCUUAAGUGGACUGGAUUUCAGUUUGUUGACCCAUCGAGUCAAGCAUUUUUUGCUUCACUGAUUCAGUCAAUUGUGGCGAAACGAAAGUCAGAGAAAGUGCGACAAAGAGAUUAUUUACAGCUUUUGAUUGACGCCCAGAACCGUAUGAAUGCCCACAAUCUAAAGGACGCAGAGAUUCAUGAUUUAAAUGAAGACAUUUAUGGAAAGACGGAAUCGACGGAAACUAGUAGCUCACCAAAAUCCAAGAGCACCGGUAGUAUCACAGACACCGACAUACUGGCCACGAGCUAUCUAUUCAUAACGGCCGCCUACGAGACUACCAGUACUUCGUUGUCACUCCUGUUCCACAGUCUGGCCGUCAAUGAGAAGUGUCAGCAAAGACUGUACGAAGAAGUGAGUCGUUUGGACGGACACUACGACUACGAGAGUGUCUCACAAAUGCCGUAUUUGGAGGCAUGUAUUGCCGAAACACUCAGACUUUAUAAUCCCGUUCCGGGCACUCCUCGAUUGGCGGCACAGGAAUACACUAUUCCUGAUAUGGGAUUAACGAUCCAGAAAGGAAUGUUGAUUAUGUUUGACAUCCAGUCCCUUCAUCACAAUCCCGAGUACUACCCGAACCCCGACCGCUGGGAUCCCGAGAGGUUUAUGCCUGAAAAUCGUGACCAAUUGACUCCAUACACGUAUAUGCCGUUCGGGACGGGACCCCGAAAUUGUGUGGGAAUGAGGUUCGCAUUAAUGGAGGCCAAAACAGCCGUCGCUCAUUUGGUUCAUAAGUAUAGAUUUAGGACAACACCCAAGACUACAGUUCCGCCGAUUAUUAGAAAACAUGGUUUUGUAUUAAAUACGGAGGACAUACAUAUUGGUGUAGAACUU
This is a messenger RNA of Oppiella nova, 1149 nucleotides long. The record is from the annotation of a GenBank genome assembly. NCBI's taxonomy places the organism in Eukaryota, Metazoa, Arthropoda, Arachnida, Sarcoptiformes, Oppiidae.